AUGGCGGCUGAGAAUACAAAAGUUUUGAAAGACUUGGUGGAAGAAGAAGAAGAAGAAGAAGACGUGGGGCUUGCUUGCCCUCCUUUCGAUGUGGAAGAUUUCACAAUGGCUGCCGAAGCUUGUUAUUUUGACUUGUCUGAAGAAGUGUUUUUCCUUGGAAUCGAGGAAGAUCAUAAAAGUGCAGAAAGAGUUCAAGGAUCUUCGGGAAGCCUCAAUGCAGUACAGAUCAAGCAGAAAAAACAUGGUAAAGGCAAGGAUAUGAAGGUUUUAGAGCAGUUCUAUGGGCACAAGGACAAUGCUUGGAAAGAUACAAAUACUAAAAUAAAAGCUGAAAAUAUUGAGUCCAAGAAGACAUUAACAAAAUCUGCAAUCGAUGAUGAAGUCUCAUUUCAGCAGAAGAUCAAUUUAGCAAAAAGGAAACUUCACGAAAGAUAUGAGCACAUUGCAAAAGAGAAAAAGAGGAAACAGAUUAAAGUCCUUAGCACAUCAGAAUUGCCUGAAGUUCGUCGAGAGAAAUGCAGACCCGAGACAUAUCGCCGCGUCUACUACAAGUUGCAAGAAGAAGCAAACAACAGUAAAGCCAGAUUGAAUCAGGAAAUGGAAGGUUUUUUAUCUUAUUACCAGAAAGAAGAGAGACAACUGUUGAAACUUCGAUGCUCCUCAAUUCUGGGAAGUCAUAUCUCUGUUUGGUUGGUUGGUCCAUAA
This is a messenger RNA of Dovyalis caffra, 705 nucleotides long. The record is from the annotation of a GenBank genome assembly. Lineage: Eukaryota; Viridiplantae; Streptophyta; Magnoliopsida; Malpighiales; Salicaceae.